This is a messenger RNA of Daucus carota subsp. sativus, 3751 nucleotides long. Its product is annotated as magnesium transporter MRS2-I. Gene Ontology annotation, cellular component: membrane. NCBI's taxonomy places the organism in Eukaryota, Viridiplantae, Streptophyta, Magnoliopsida, Apiales, Apiaceae. Bases 2371 to 3549 code for a protein of 392 amino acids. The transcript has 17 exons. Gene Ontology annotation, biological process: transmembrane transport; magnesium ion transport. The record is from RefSeq and is a predicted model, not a curated record. Gene Ontology annotation, molecular function: magnesium ion transmembrane transporter activity.
UGGUAAGGGAUAAGUUCUUCAUUAGAUAAAUGUAGUUGACCUGAUUUUACCUGAUAAGCAAAGCUGACAGAUGAUUAAGCUAGUUAAUGUGGAAUUGAAAUAUUGUAUAUACUCUUUCCCUUAUAUAGGAAAGCUUGUGGGUGAUGAGGAAGGGAAUUAUGCUAAGUACUUGUGUUCAUAAAUGUUGUUGAGAGUCAGAGGCGAUAGAAACAACUAUGCACGGGAUCAAUUAGCCUCAUAUGAUGCAUCUCUUUUUCGACUAAAAUUUUAAAAUCUGUUUGGCCAGUGACUGUAUGGACAUUGAAAACCUAUAUAUAGUUCUGGCUGAUUAUGAUGCUCAUACGAUUAUUUCCUUUUGAUACUAACAUUUGAUUAAAGAGUAUUGAGUUUAUCAAUAUUAAAUGUUUAGAUAAUGUUCUCCCUUGUCAUCUUUACCUAUAUUUUACCUUCACUCUGAAUUUCAACAUGCAAAUGCUACUACACUCAGUUUCAUUUAUGAUGUUUAACCGUCUUUUAUUCUUUAUAUUGUACUAAAGGACUGUCCAGUUGUGUAACUUGUGUUUUAUACCGUGAGUAUGCUAUUGUACACUGUCAAAGUAUUGAAAUCUGUUUUGCAAACACACUGCUAGGUUGGUAUAUAGAGAAGGAUGAGUAGUUUUUUUACUCCUAAUGUUGGGAUGUAUGUGAAUAGUACAUGGAUCUUAAUAAGAGCACUAAGCGGAACAAGUUCCAGAUCUUUUUUUAACAAAAUAAGUACCAGAUUGAAAGAAAAGAAAACUGGUCUAAGGAAUUUAUUGAACUUGUUAAGGCUUGUAUUUCACGACCUUACUUGAACAGGAUCUGUUCUAUAGGCUCGUACCUCUGUAUCCUUGAUUUCUAAGGAGGCAGGUGACCAAGUCUGGUGGAUGAACCAUGACUGCACGACCAGAGCGUGAUUAACAGCCCUGUGACCUUGUGUUGGCCAUAUGAGCCGUAGAGGAUCGUUCUUAGCCAGAUUCUGGUUGGGGUGGUCGUGCAGUUGUCUGACAGACCCUUAUUCUUUUUCUCUCUUCCUGCUAUCGUUUUUUCCCCUUUCCAGAGACUGUGACAUUGUUUAUAAUCUUUCGUAAUAAUCAUGUUAGCACAAUUUGCAGAAUAUCAUGGGAGUGAUAUACUUACCAUGAGAAAUUAAUAGAAUUAGGUAGAUUUUGAGCAAAAAUGAUAAAGCUCAGAGCAACAUUUUCUUUUCUGAAUAUGUGUGUUCAGAAAUGGCAGCGGACCCAUCCAACUGCUAUUAAAUUGCGUAAUUCAUCAAUGCUUUGCACCAUGCCAGAAUCGAACCCGGGCCUGUUCCUUGGCAGGUCAGGUAGGACACUAUAUUUCUACUCGCUAUCUACAUGACGAGCAAUAUAUUUUUAUAUAAAUGUUGAUAUUUAGAAGAUAAGACAAUUGACAGAGAAUAUCUUUAUGGAAGAUGGUUCUAUUGUUACUGAAUAUGGGUAUGAGAUCAUAUCUUAACUGCUUGAGAUGCCGUCUAUGAUGACGUAUGCUUUGGCUCAAGUUAGACUUUCAACUAGAAAAUUGACUUCCCAAUUACUGGUUAUAGUUCUGAUGGGGAUAUCAGGGGAUAUUUAGUGAUGUUGCAUGGCCAUCCUGACUCGAGAUUCUGGUCUUUGUAUGCAGUGGACUCUCAAUUCUUUAUUAAGUAGCGAUUUAUUAUUAAAACUCAUACAGUCUAUGAAAUUGUACAUCUGGUCAUAUCUUGAUUGAUAUAUGUGUUGCCUCACCAUAUUCAUCAAACCAUGUUCUCAGAAUAGUAUACUCUUACAAACCAUGAGAUGAUUCUCAUAAGGAAGAAUACUGGUAGAGGAGGCUUUGGAGCCAAAAAAUAAUAACCAUGGACAACAUAAGAAAACAAUAACAGACAGAAAAUAAAGCCAAGAAGCAGCAUGAUCUUUUUGAAAGUGUGUUCAGAUAUAGCAGCGGCAAGUUGUCAAGUCGAUAUCGAGGCCCGUGCAACUGCAAUUUGAUUGUUUGUUUCAUCAGUGUUUGUACCUGCAGGAGAUUGAACCCUGGUCGGCUGCACUUUGUUUAAAAGAAUUUACAACCAGCACGAAUUUCGGCCGGACUAAGCAUUCAGGAAACUACGAAAUUGAGGGAGAAGGUUUUAAUGUCACUGAAAAUGGUUACGAGCUUGAGCUAGUCUCAUUACAAAUUGAAAAUAUAUAUAGCCGCCGACAGACGACUCGAGAUGGAGCCUAACUGCCUUGCCCAUGACCAUAACUACAAUUGAUGGCAAAGCAUUUCUUGAGUAAGGAAUGAGCAAUUGGUUGGUUCCAGUGUUGGCGAAAACUGAAACGGAGGAUUCGAGGGUGAUAUCAUAGAAAGAAAAUGAAAACAGAGGAGUUCAUUCUGAACCCUCAGGAAUCUCUGAAGAAGAAAACAACAGUCUCAAGAAACUGGAUUUUGAUAGAUACGAAUGGGGAAAGCGAGAUUUUGGAGAUGGAUAAGUAUGAUAUCAUGCAGAGAGUUCCGAUUUAUGCUAGAGAUCUUAGAAUUCUCGAGCCCUUGUUGUCUUAUCCUUCUUCAAUUUUAGGCAGAGAGAAAGCGAUUAUUCUCAAUUUGGAGCAUAUAAAAGCAAUCAUCACAACUGAAGAGGUAAUGCUUCAAGAUCCUCUUGAUGAUAAUGUUGUUCCUAUUGUACAAGAACUACGAAGAAGAUUGCCUCUGGGGAAUCUUAUUUCUAAAGGCCAAGGAGAAGACAAAGUGAAUUGGGAAGCUCUAAAUGACUUAGAAACUAGUGAAGACAAUGAAUUCCCAUUUGAAUUGCGGGCUCUAGAAGUGGCACUUGAAGCUAUUUGUAGUUUUCUCGAUGCAAGAACAUUAGAUUUGGAAGUUGUUGCUUACCCAGCUUUAGAAGAACUGACCUUGAAGAUUAGCAGCCGUAAUAUGGAUUGUGUACGUAAACUGAAAAGUUCAAUGACGAGGUUGACUGGCAGGGUUCAGAAGGUAAGGGAUGAACUUCAACAACUCUUGGAUGAUGACAGUGACAUGUCCAAACUAUACUUAUCAAGGAAACUACAUGGUGCCUCUUCACCGGAUAGUGUUAACGGAGUUCACAAUUGGUUGACUGCCUCUCCAACUUCAGGCUCAAGGAAAAGCAGAGCAAGUGCCAUAACCAUACAUGGAGGAAACGACGUUGAAGAACUUGAAAUGUUGCUAGAGGCUUACUUCAUACAACUGGAAGGCACAUUAAACAAACUGACCGCGCUGCGAGAAUACAUUGAUCACACAGAAGAUUACGUUAAUAUUCAGCUAGACCAUCAUCGUAACCAACUGAUUCAGCUGGAGCUCUUUCUGAGUUCUGCGACGGUUGCUUUAUCUAUUUACUCUUUGGUGACUGCGAUAUUUGGCAUGAACAUCCCGUAUACAUGGAAUAGAAACUACGGAUAUCUAUUUAAAUGGGUAGUCAUAAUAACGGGCAUUGUGUGUGCUGCCAUUUUCAUGUCACUAAUUAUCUAUGCACGGCACAAAGGUCUCAUCGGAACUUUGUUUUGGUGUCCCCAGUAAUGAUGUCCAGGGUUCAAUGCACACAAUCAGUUAACUGGUGUUGAUCUGUGUUAAAUGCUUCUAACAGUGAUCAGUAAUUUCUUCUUUUCUACUGCUCAUCUGUGGUGGUGGAAUUUCAUUUGAAAAUAAAUUUUUGUGUAUUCGGUUUGAAUUUUAAGAAAUCAAUUACCAUGCAAAGAUUUUCAAUAAUUUUUCUGAGUCA